Molecule: messenger RNA, 1355 nt
Organism: Chlamydomonas reinhardtii
Lineage: Eukaryota; Viridiplantae; Chlorophyta; Chlorophyceae; Chlamydomonadales; Chlamydomonadaceae
Exons: 4
Coding region: 33-200 (55 amino acids)
Source: RefSeq, a predicted model, not a curated record
UGCAAGGAGCUUCGGAACCCCAGGUCCACACCAUGGAGCGCUGCCGGUGCUGCUGCGGGCGUUCGCGCUGGAGCUGGGGCCGCGGGGCAAGGCGACUAAGCAGCAGUUCGAUCGCCACGGUGUGGUCUUGCUUCGGCCUUGCGCUGACGCUGGCGCUGAUGGCGCCGCCCGUUGGUACGUUCAUACGGGCGCGACGCUGAUGCCGGUACGAGAUCUCCUCACAGCCGGACUGGGAGGAACAGCACUGGGCCGCGAUUAAGUCCAUGGCCGCGGGCCAGCCCAUGCCGCUGCCCACACCGCACGCCACCUCGGGCCCGAGGACCUCCAGCGCAUCGCCGCCUCGGGGCCGCGGCUGGAGGACCUGACGCUAGAGCACGCGGAGCGGCUGGCGGGGCCGGGGCAGGCCCCAUGCUCUGCCUGCUCCUCCACCUCCCCGCUGCAGGUGGCGGGCGCGCCGGACGGCGGGGCGCUGGCGUUCCGCGCUCCGUGCUGGGCGACUUAUGGGCCGAAACAAAUAAAUCAAUGAUUACGCCCUGCUGUGUGUGCGUGUGUUUGCCUCACAUGGCUGCCCGAUACGGCUCAGUCGUACUUGGUGCACACGGGCACCACCACGGGCAGAUGAUGACAUGCGAAUGUGGACAUCGCACGGCACCAGUUGUGGUUUGUACAGGCGCCACCAGGGCUACCGCAGGCCGUGUGGGACAUCGUGUGCUUGGCUGCUGUGGCGGCCCUAGGAUACGGCCGACAGCGCCUUUAGUGAUGCUGCGGACCGGACUGCGGACGUUGCUGUUUUGCAAAGGGUCGGCGUGGAGGUGAUUGCGGACUUCUGGUCGCGGCUCGCUGCGUUUGUGAGUCUGUCUCCGCGCCGCUGGGGCCUUGUCCCGAACCAGCACCCAUUCCUAGCGUCGGAUGAUGUUGGAGGGGUUAUCUUGGUGGGGCCAGCAGCAGACUCGGUAUGGUUUCACCCUAGCUUGUCAAGGCCCUGGCUUUGUCCAUGGCUGUCGUCCCACAUGUAACCGCUAUCAGCUAACAACACUACCUGCAUGUGCAUGCUCGCUCAGCCGGUCAACACCGUACGUUGCUUCCCCUGUGACUUGAUUCCCUUAGGGACACGCCCCAUGGAUCGCUUGGCGGUCCGCUAGUGUUUAAUGCAUUCCUCGUCCCAUCACCUUGGAAGAUUGAGUUUGUAAACUGGCCCCUCCUGAGUGGACGUCUGAAACUCAACACAUUGCUUGAACGUGUAGGGGGGGGUUGAGUUCGGGGAUUCUGAAGUUACUGAGUUUACAGAGGCGGGGUAAGACUGGGUGGGGACGCGGCGUUGGCGCCCAAUAUCUGCUCAUCGCGAAUACUAAAAA